Danio aesculapii is the source of this 2949-nucleotide messenger RNA. RefSeq names its product glucocorticoid-induced transcript 1 protein. The transcript has 8 exons. Gene Ontology annotation, biological process: podocyte development. The record is from RefSeq and is a predicted model, not a curated record. NCBI's taxonomy places the organism in Eukaryota, Metazoa, Chordata, Actinopteri, Cypriniformes, Danionidae. The coding region runs from base 331 to 1203 and encodes 290 amino acids. Gene Ontology annotation, cellular component: cytoplasm.
UUGGAGAGUUGGUGUUUGCUCCAGGACUUUGCGUCGAGUUUUUUUUCAGAGUUUUGCAGGCAAUGACAAGCUAGAACACUGACGACAAGUACAGAGGAAGGAAAAGUUCAAUAAUAGAUCGUCUUUUUCGCACUAACGCGCUUUCAGUUCUCGUUGUAGAGUGUAUUAUUGUGUCUCUUUGAGUACAGCAGUGACUCCAGACUUCAGCCUGUCUCUGCCGGUUACUCUCUAUGAUGGACUGAGAGGAGAAAUAAUUGAUUCUUCUUUUCAAGACACAACAGAAGUUAUUCAUCAUCAUCAUCAUCAUCAUCAUCAUCACAUGCUGUAAAUAUGAAGCAGGUCACCAAACACACAAGAAACCACUCAGAGAAUCACUUUAUAACAUCAGGGAGAGCUCGACAGAUGCCUGCGCUGGACAAUCUACCAGAGCAGUACCUGACAGGACACUGGCCACGAGAGCAGAACCAGCCCCACCCGGCCUGCAUGACCGAUAAAGCCACACAGACGCCUGGCAUUUGGACUGAAGAUGGAGGAGAGGUAAACGCACACAAGCGCUCGGCAUCAUGGGGCAGUGCUGACCAUCUCAUAGAGAUCUCGAAGCUCCGUCAGCAGCUCCAGCACAGUUUGAAGGGAAGUCGAAGUAUCGUGGAGAAAGAAGAAGCCAGUCAGACACAGCCAAAGAGAAUCUCAACGUCUUCAUCUAAUACAGCACUUUCCAGACCGCUGAUAUGUCGAAUGCCCAGCUAUAGCGAGUGUGUGAACCAGGAGCUGGAAAACGUCUUCAUCUGUGACCAGUGGAGGAGAGAGGAGGACACGGCUCUGGAGGUGCGUGACGGUGGUCGAGCUCCUGUUCCUGCUCUUCAUCAGAUGUCCUGCUGUUCUCCUGCUGCAGACACAGAGAAAGACUGCAGGCCGGGUUCUCCUCUUCCUCAGUUCUCCAGCUCUCCAAAACCCAACAACAGCUUCAUGUUUAAGCGAGAGCCUCCUGAAGGCUGCGAGAAAGUCAAAGUGUUUGAAGAUCUGAUGUCUCCAGGUUUCCCCAUCUUCUCGUGUCCAGACAGAAACAAGGUGAACUUCAGUCCCAGCGGCUCUGCUUUCUGUCCCGUGAAGCUGCUGUGUUCCUCUCUCUUCCCUUCAGACGCUUCCCUGCAGAAGCAAACCUCUGAACGCUGCAGCAUUAGGAAGUGCCUGCUGCUCAGCUAACCAAUCACAGCGCAGAUCUCCGCUCAGCUGACCAAUCACAGUGCAGAUCUCGCUCGGAUGAUGCAACUGUUGGCCAAGAGUUGCACAGGACGUUGAACUUUAUCGUAUGGUUUGAUGUAAUUCUGCUGGAGUGUUAAGCUUACCGCACAUGCUACUAACCAGGUAAAGGCAAGACACUGUAGAGUUAAAAAACAACAACAACAUACUAAAUGAAUAGUUAUCAUCAUACUUCCAAGGUAGACUGAUUAUAUUUUUAUAGAUUUUCUGUGUGGAGUUUUUGAAAAUUAUGUACAUAUGCAAAUUAGGCAGUAUUCAAUUAGUGCUCAUUUGCAUAUAUUUCCAGCACCAAAAGCAACAAAAAUUAAUGUUCAACAUUUUUGUUGUUUGACAUUAGAUUCAAAGGAUUUUACAAAGUCAAUCUUCAUAAUUCAGAAAAUACCGUGGAGAGACACAAAAUUCACAAUUGUUUUUGUAGAACAAAAUGUAUAUAAUCAGUCUAAUUAUGCAUAUGUAGAGUUCAGAUGCAAAAACCUCUUAAGUGUGUCUAAAAUUGACACCAAAAUGUAGCUUUUUUUUUUAUUUUUUUAUUUAUUUUUUUUUUUUAGCCUCCUAUGUUUAUUUUGACAUUUCAUUUUAAAGACCAUGAAAAGAACUUACUCUGGAAUAUUACUGAUCCUUUUGGAAAUUACUGAACCUAUACACAGGAGCCUCAUUUAAAAAAAAAAAAAGCUCAUUUUAGAAGAAAAUUUUAGAUGGCAUUUAGAGUUUUUAGCAUCUGAACUAUACAUAUAUAUAUACAUACACACAGUUGAAGUCAGAAUUAUUAGCCCUCCUGAAUUAUUAGCCCCGUUUUAUUUUUAUUUUUCCCCAAUUUCUGUUUACCGGAGAGAUUUUUUUUUUCAGCACAUUUCUAAUCAUAAUAGUUUUAAUAACUCUAAUAACUGAUUUAUAUUCUCUUUGUCAUGAUGACAGUAAAUAAUAUUUGACUAGAUAUUUUUCAAGACACUUCUAUACAGCUUAAAGUGACAUUUAAAGGCUUAACUAGGGUAAUUAGGAAAGUCAUUGUAUAACAAUGGUUUGUUCCGUAGAUAAUCGAAAAAAAACUAUUGCUUAAAGAGCUAAUAAUAUUGACCUUUAAAUAGCUUUAAAAAAAAUAAAACAUUUAAAAACUGCUUUCAUUCUAGCUCAAAUAAGACUUUCUCCAGUAGAAAAAAUAUUAUAGGAAAUACUGUGAAAAUUUCCUUGCUCUGUUAAACAUCAUUUGGGAAAGGAGGGCUCAUAACUUUGACUUCAACUGUAUAGAGAUGCAAAACCUUUUAUAAAAACCAAUGGAAUAAAGAUAGACAACACUGAAUUUUGGUGUUUAAAAAAAAAAAAAAAAAAAGGAUUUUAAUUGCAAUCCACAGACACAAAUUGAAGUGUGUCCAAAGAAACAUUUAAAAGAGCAUUAAAAAAACAUCCAUCAAACUGAAAAUCUCAAAAAUGAUAUGCCUUAAUAAAAUAAAAGGUUUUGCCUGCUUUGUUUUGCUGUAAGCGCGUCCGUUAUGACAAUAGAGAACUUCUGCUGCAAGGAUUUUUAUUUUUAGCCAAUAAUGUUCUUUCAUGCCUUAAUAAUCAUCCCUCAGGUGUAACUUUCAUUAGGGCUGAUGAUAGAGCUGGGACUAAUACUUAUAGCUCACGGUUUUCUCCAUUGGAGGAAUCAUUUCCCCUGUCACUCUACUGCCAUUAAAAUGAUUCUUCAAAACA